Schistosoma turkestanicum is the source of this 1473-nucleotide messenger RNA. The record is from the annotation of a GenBank genome assembly. Lineage: Eukaryota; Metazoa; Platyhelminthes; Trematoda; Strigeidida; Schistosomatidae.
AUGAUCGGCAAUGGUGAUAACGACGAUCAAAACUCUUCCAAUGCGUCAUUUUGGGAGUGCAGAGAAUAUCAUCGAACAGUUAAACGAGUGGAUGCUGCAAACAAACUGUGUAAUGAAUUAUGUCUUAUGAUACAGGAACGAGCAGAAUUAGAGAAGGCCUAUUCAUCCAACCUUAAGAAGUGGUCUUCUCGUUGGCUUAGUUUCCUUGAUUCCGGUCUUGAGUAUGGUUCCGGAUCCUCUCCUUGGAAAGGAUUAUGCAAGGAAGCAGAAGCUAUAUCAAAUGUCCAUCAGAGUGUACGCAACAUUCUGAUAGACGAAAUUCAAACUGGAGUUAAGCAGUGGCAAAAAGAACGCUUUCACAAAAGUUCAUUGCCUCCGCAAACGUUGAAAGAAACAAAACAAUUCGAACAAGAUUUUGAAAUGGCACAAAAACAAUGGUCUAAACGUUUGAAAAAAGUCCACACUACUAAAAAGGAGUAUUAUCAAGCUUGCAAAACAGAACGUUCACUUCAAGUUCAGGUUCAAAAUGCUAAGAGCGACCCAAGUGGUACUGUUGAACAGCUUAAGAAAGCACAAGAAAAAUUAGCUAAAACAGAAAAAGAUGUUCAACGAUUUCGUAAUGCGUAUACAAUGGCGUUGGCUGAUUUGGAUAAUGAAAGUGCACGAUAUGUUGAAGAAAUGACUAAAGUAUUUAAUCGAACACAGGAUUUUGAACGAGAACGUCUUGAUUUUUUCAAAACGACAUUUAAUAAUCUACAUAAUGCACUUAAUGUUUGUGCAAAAGUAGAUUACGAUUCUAUUUACGAUGAGUUAGCAAAGAAUAUUUCACAAUGUAAUAUUGAAGCAGACUUACAGUUAUGGUCUUCAAAUCAUGGAGUCGAUAUGCCUUUCAUUGUUCCACGUUUUGAAGAGUAUUCACCAGACCUUGCAUAUAUUACAGGUAAAAAACGUCUUACACUAACUGAUCCUAAUGCUUCUGUUACGUUAACUAAUGUGACAAUGAUUAGUCAUCCACUUGAUUAUGAGCCCAAUGUAUGCGAUGAUUCUGAAAGUAACAACGAUAAUCAUAAUAAAAAAUUGAACAAUGAUAUCGUUUCAUCAGUUAAUGGUCGAAAUUCUGUCACGAAUAAUCCUUUUGAUGAUAAAGUUUCUGCAAAUGGGAUUAAAUCCAGUGAACAUGUUAUGAGCUCAAGUUCCGCUGCUGCUGUUACUGGUGAUGAAGGCCACGAUUCUGUGUAUACUGAAGACAUUAAUGAUGUGAUGUAUGAUGAUGGCCGGCCAGGUGUAAAAGUUCGUGCACUAUAUGAAUAUAUAGCACAAGAGAAGGAUGAAAUCACCUUAGCUGUUGGUGAUGUGUUUGAAAAACUUGAUGAACCUGAUGAAAAUGGAUGGUGUAAAGGACGAAAAGAUGGUCGUGUUGGUUUCUAUCCUGCAAACUAUGUAGAAUUUAUCGACGAGAAACCUAAACAGUAA